CCCGUCACCCCGUCUCCCACCGCCGCGGGUGCCGGCUCGCGGGGCCAAGCCGGGCCGGGAGCUGGCUGUGGCGUGGCGGUGCAGGGGAGCGGAGGGGCCGGGCGCGGGGCCGGCGGUGACAAUGUCCCCGUUGAGGCCAGCGCCGCAGAUGGAGACAAAUGGGCCCCUUGUUUUCGGCGCUGGCAGGCAGCGGGCAGGCAGCGAGCAGGCAGCGGGCUGAAUGCCUCCUCUGUGCACCGGGAGUGGGUGGGGAGCCGGGAGGCUCGGGGAGGCAGCGGGCACCCAGGGCCUGGCCCGGCUGUCCCGGGGGAGCCGGGCAGCGCCCGGCCGCAGCCCCGCAUCCCGCUCGGCAGCGGCUCUCAUUUCUCUCGCUCUGUUUUCCCCCCUGCCCAGGACAGCGAUACGGGGCUGCGACCCCGGCCAUGCCGUAAAGACCACGAGUGGUGGGCAGGCUUUGGUGAAGCCGGCGUUUGCGGGGAGCUGCCCAGGACGAGCUUAUUCCAUGUCGGAGCAGCAUCGGCACCCCCGUCCCACGCCAGCCCAGGAGAGGAGAAGGACGGCUCGCCGAGAGCGGCUUAGGCAAAGGAAAAGGUGACCAGGAUGCUGCACCAUGGGAAGCACUGGAGGUCCAUGUGCAAGGGGCUCAUCCUGGGGACCCUCCUGACCAGCUUCAUGCUGCUGCUCUACUCCUACGCCGUCCCCCCACUGCAAAUCAGCGUGACAGAGAUCCCCGUACCUUCCUCCUGCUCCUCCCACCUGGCCCCCAACACGGUGCCGUCAGCGGCCAACGGCACGGGCAGCCCUUCGGGACAGAGCUGCCUGCCCAAGCUGAACAUCAUGUUCAUGAAGACGCACAAGACAGCCAGCAGCACCAUCCUCAACAUCCUCUUCCGCUUCGGGGAGAAGCAUCGCUUGAAAUUCGCCUUCCCCAAUGGCCGCAAUGACUUCUACUACCCCUCCUACUUCGAGCGCAGCCAGGUGCAGCACUACCGGCCGGGCGCGUGCUUCAACAUCAUCUGCAACCACAUGCGCUUCCACUACGAGGAGGUGCGCAAGCUCCUGCCGGCGGACACCACCUUCGUGACGGUGCUGCGGGACCCUGCCUACCUCUUCGAGUCUUCUUUCCACUACUUUGGGCGCGUCAUUCCCCUCACCUGGAAGCUGACGGGGGAGGACAAGCUGGCGGAGUUCCUCCGGGACCCCUGGCACUACUAUGACCCCAACGGGUUCAACGCUCACUACCUCCAAAACCUCCUCUUCUUUGACUUGGGCUACGACAACAACAUGAACGCCAACAGCCCGCUGGUGGAGGAGUACAUCCAGGAGAUAGAUCGUCGUUUCCACCUCGUCAUGUUGCUCGAGUACUUUGACGAGUCCCUGGUGCUGCUGAAGGACCUGCUGUGCUGGCAGCUGGAGGAUGUUCUCUACUUCAAGCUCAACGCCCGGAAGGGUUCCACCGUCUCCCGGCUGACACCUGAGCUCUACGAGAAGGCCACCUCCUGGAACCUCAUCGACGCCAAGCUCUACCGCUAUUUUAAUGCCACCUUCUGGCGUAAGGUGGAGGCUUACGGGAGGGAGCGGAUGGCCAAGGAUGUGGCCGAGCUGCAGCGAGAGAACGAGAAAAUGAAGAGCAUCUGCAUCGAUGGGGGACACCCUGUGGACGCCAGCGCCAUUCAAGAGUCCUCCAUGCAACCCUGGCAGCCGCUGGGGGAGAAGUCCAUCCUGGGCUACAACUUGAAGAAGAAGAUCAACAAGAAGCACCAGAAGCUGUGCCGCAAGAUGCUGACACCCGAAAUCCAGUACCUGACCGACCUGGGGGUCAACCUCUGGAUCACCAAGCUGUGGAGCCGCGUGCGGGACUUCCUGAAGUGGUAGGGGACGGCGGGCACCCCGCUCUCCCCGGGGAAGAACCAGGUGCUUUCCUUUUUCUUACUCAUGGUGUCUUUUGGUUGGAUGUGAGCAGAACCGGCUGGAGGCUCCGGCACCUGGGAACGCCGGGGGGACCCUCUGUCACCAUCCUGCUGAGACCCCACUUGGGCAGGAGCCUCUGCCCCCACCCUUGCCCUCAUUUUGGGGCCCACUGCGCCCCUCAGGCAUGUCCCAGCACAUGGGUGCAAUGAGCACAGCAUGUUCUCAGCCCACCCAUGCGUGUCUGGCCGUGUCGGGCCGUGACACGGAACCAGCCAAAAGAUGCAGCGGUGUCCACACUUGGGUUUGGAGAGUGGAGGACCCACCCCAAAAGCCCCAACUUUUAUCAACAGGCUCAUGGUCCGCACGGGCAAAGGGGGUCCGUGCAGGAGGUCCCCUCCCAGCCCCGCAUCGUCCCGGUUAGAGGGUCCCGUGGCCCCGGUCCCCACAGGGGACAUCCCGGGAGGCCCACGGGGUCUGGUGAGAACUGACACGGGGAGGAGAUGGGGAGCGGGGUCCGGUGGCCACCGUCCCAGUGAUGCCAUCCCCAGGCAUGGUGGGGGGGAUGCCGAGGACAGGGUCUGUCCCCACCUCGUGGUGGGUACCAACCUCCGGCGUCCCGGCUGGGCUGGAUGACACCGGCAAUACCGUGCCCUGCCGAGAGCGGCCCUGGCCGGGAAUGGAGGUGACACCUGCGGCUGAGCCUCCCCGGCAGCGAAGGGACCCCCACCAGCCCCCCGGCCCGUGUUCUGCUCCCUUUGUAAAGGCCAGAAAUAAAAAAGCAAUUCUA
Molecule: messenger RNA, 2698 nt
Organism: Grus americana (Whooping crane)
Lineage: Eukaryota; Metazoa; Chordata; Aves; Gruiformes; Gruidae
Gene: GAL3ST1
Product: galactose-3-O-sulfotransferase 1
Exons: 3
Coding region: 601-1875 (424 amino acids)
Biological process (GO): galactosylceramide biosynthetic process; myelination
Cellular component (GO): membrane
Molecular function (GO): galactosylceramide sulfotransferase activity
Source: RefSeq, a predicted model, not a curated record